Molecule: messenger RNA, 6375 nt
Organism: Lampris incognitus (smalleye Pacific opah)
Lineage: Eukaryota; Metazoa; Chordata; Actinopteri; Lampriformes; Lampridae
Gene: casp8ap2
Product: caspase 8 associated protein 2
Exons: 14
Coding region: 284-5689 (1801 amino acids)
Biological process (GO): extrinsic apoptotic signaling pathway via death domain receptors; Fas signaling pathway
Cellular component (GO): PML body; mitochondrion
Molecular function (GO): transcription corepressor activity
Source: RefSeq, a predicted model, not a curated record
AAUGCCCUCGGGUCUCUGUUUGAGUUUGUAUAAGAUAGUCAACUUACCGGCUUAGUUUAGUGUCGUGUGCUGCUGUCAAAGAAGACUUUUGAAACCCUGAGCAGUUCUUAGCCGUUGCUCGCUGACAUACCGCGGGAAAAUGUUACAUCCGGCACGGUGAAGUCUUGGCGCGACAUCACCGUUGUAAACACCAGGAGGAGAGAACAGACCACAGACCCAAGAAACCAAAAGCACCCGAUGGUACACCCUGUGAAGAAAGGGAGCUGCUAACAAAUUUGGAAAAAUGGAAGAUAUGGUUGAAGAUGCUGUCGGUGUUCCUGCUCCUGGUCCUAAUGAAGAUUCUGUGGAUAUCUAUUUUGGGCUGGACACCAGCCCUGUUACUGUUGCAGAGGGGCCCAAGGCAAUGCUGUCACCUCGGGUGAAAGAAUCAAUGGAUCUAUAUGAAAAAAUUAUCACAGAUGAACAGCAGAGCAGAGAAUCAUCUUUUAAUGAGUUGAAACAAAGAUUCCUUGCAGCUCAGUGCCAGAUUGAAGAGCUGCGGAGAAGACUGCAGCAGACGGAGGCACAGAACACUGGGUUGAACACUGAGAAUUCCCGCCUCAAAAAGAACAUCUCUGCACUCCUCAAAACUGCCAGACAGGAAGUGCUACGAAAAGAUGAUGAGAUCCAGAAGUUGUACCAAAGGAUAGUCAGAGAGAGGUCAUCCUCAUUAUCGGCCUCAUCCAAACAGUUUGAGGCAUCCAGCUUCAAGUACAACAGCCUCUACAAAUCCACCUCGUCCGCCAUCAUCUCCUCCACCGCAGCCCCCUCUUCCCCCUCCAUCCUCACCAACUUAUCCACCUCCUCCACCAUCAUCUCCUCCACCGCAGCGCCUUCCUCCCCCUCCAUCCUCACCAACAUAUCUACCUCCUCCGCCAUUUUCUCCUUCACCGCAGCCCCCUCCUCCACCUCCAUCUUCCCCGCCCACAGAGAGUUGUCCUCAGAAGAUGAUUUGGACCAGCAGAACCAGUCCAAGCGGACUGGUUCAGACAAAUCUGACCACAGAAGAACAUCUGAGUCAAGAGAAAAAAGACAUAAAUCACGUUCAGGUCCUAACAAAGAAGGUCGCAUACUUGAGAGAAAUAGGUCCCACAGAGCAGAGAAAGAUGAGGGGAAAAAACAUGAGUAUAAGUCAUGUAAAAGAAAAAACUACCUACAUACUAAUGUGACCAACAGUUCAGAGUUCUCGAAAGAGGGCUUUGAGAUACAGUUAAAGGGGGAUAGUCAUGAGCACAGAAAAAACAAAGCUGGCAGAGAUAGGUCAGACUCUAAGGACCAGAGGGUGUCCUGCUCAAAUUUACACAAACACUCCGGUAAGUCCUCCAGACGGAGGGUUGAGGACAGUUCUCCGAGGAAUGAGAGAAAAGAAAAAAGGAGACGGAAGGAUGGGAUCCAGCAAGGCGCUAAAAGGGGCACUGCACCAGAACAAAGCAGAGAUGGUGGGAAGAAAAGUUCAAAAGAAAGGGACCGAGAGGUGAUUGAAGUCACUUGUGUGGAUGAGAAAGGGACAAAUGGGUCCCCAAAGAGGCCAUCUGAAGAGCCUAAUGUGAGUGAGAAAAGUUCUGUUGAGGAAGAUAAUCCAAACAAGAAGUUGUGUUUCAUGGAAACGCUAAACCUCACCCUUUCCCCUGUUAAGAAAGUACUGUUGCCCAUAGAUGGCAGCCUGCAAGAUAUCACACCCACAGAGACAGGCGAGUCAAAAAGUGACAGUGAGCCUGAUAUUGAGGAUUUCUGUGUCAUAGAUGAAACAGAAGAUAGUUUGUCAGAAAUGAAGACCAAUGACCUUGCAGAUGACCAAGUUGAAAACCACUCUUCAGACAUUCACAUACUUUCAAGUGUUGAUACGGCAGAUUGGAAAUGUGAUGAUCGAAAUGGCAAAACAGAAAAUGGCAAGAUUCCGGCUGAAACAACUAUGGUCACUGAGCAUCCUGAAGACAAUACUCUCCAAACAAACGUAGAAUAUAGUCAAAUUUCAGAAGCCCCAGUGCAUGCAACAACUGAGCACGGCACACCAAAACCAUUGACAAGUAGUUUUGUAUCACCUCCAGAGAGUCUUGUCAACUUAAAAUCUGUUACAGAAAAGACUAAUUGUGCCACAGAUACAGAACUAGUUAAGUCUGGAGAACUGGAGGUCACAACGUGUCUCAAGACUGAAAGCCUCUCAAAAAGCUACCCUUGCAGUUCCUCAAAAGAAGUAAUCCCCGAGAGUCAAACUGGAGAAUCAAAUAGGAUUGCAGAACAUGAUGUAGUAAAUUCAUGUACAGAAACCCCUAUAACUUCAGUACGCAUGAGCUCCCCAGUGGAAGGGGUUGGAGAAGAUCCAGCUGAUUUAUGCCUUAGGGAAAAUCCCAUUACUGAAGAUGUAACUACAGAGACCAAACCUGGAAGUCAGAAAACCUCACCAUGCACCCGCCCUGAGCCCUGUCACAAUUACCUGUCUCCAUCCACUUCACCAAGUUUCAGCCAUAACAAAGAUUUCUGCAACCUGCAAGAUGGUCCCAAAGAUACAGAUACUGUGUCUAGUACAAUAAGUCUUGAAUCUUUCCCACUUGACUUCCAGACUUUUCCAGAAAGUCUGAGUUUACCUGAGGCUAUCUAUGUCUUAACUAAAACAGAUGAAGAUGGUGACUCCAGUGCAACUGAGCCAACUUCUUCAACAGGCUGUAUUGGCGUGUCCAAAGUUAGCAGCACAACAGAAGAGAUGGUACCUGACAACACUAACCCAAAAAACCACAAAAGUGUUUUGACUUUCACACCUAAAAAGGCCUGCAGCCCCACCGUGCAAACUUUGAAAAGUGAGGUUAUUAUUGAGCCUUCCAGUUCUAUGCCCUCUCUUCAUGAUGAAGACUCCAUGAUGCGCACACUGAACAAUCUGAUGAGCAUACCUGAUGCAAUAAGCCCUCUGAGGAGCCCAGUGCGACUUACGAGGAAAAGUAACCUGCAUGGCAAGCUGCCUCAUGUCAAAAGCCUUCAAAAAGAUUUCUCUAGCACAACUGUUGAUUCCAGUUCAAAGAAGUUGGAUGUGAACAAAGAGAACAAAUAUCCAGGUACAGUCCUAAAACAUGAAGCUCAAAAUCAUGUCGACGAGGCAUUGGCUCUUCCCUCCAGCCUCUCUGAUAAUGAACUGGAAGAAGGAGAAAUUCUCAGUGAAAGUGAAGAAGGGACUGCAGCUUCACCAGUUCUUCCACCAAAGAGGCCUAAGUUAACAGGGCCUGUCAGAAAUCUUCCAAGUCCAAAGUCCGCAUCAAGAUUUUCCAAAAGGAUGACUGAGGAAAGGGUUGUCACUUCAAAGGAAAGGAGUACAGCGGUUAGUGUAUCAAUAGAUAGCCCCCAGUCAAAUAAAAAACGUUUUAAAACGGUUCGCCCUUUCACAUCCCAAACCUCUUUCUCUACCUUGGAACAAGUGAUGGAAACAUUUAAGACAGUACGCUGCCAGAUCCGUAGGAAGUACAUGAAGCUCCAUAAGAUUUUUCCCAAGAAGAGCUUCUAUGGCAUAAUGGAAAAUUUCCAGGAAUCUUUUUUAGAGUUUGUGGACGAAGCUUGUUUUGAUAUUAUAUGCUGUCAGGUAGGUGAGCUAAAAGCCAAACUAAAGAAAAUGAUUACAUCUGUCUUUAGCAAAGUGUCAUAUAACGGUAUUGUCAACCGCAUCUUUGAACAGCAAGCUGUUCAUCUGAAACAGAAAUUAUGGGACUUUGUAGAAGCUCAACUUGACUUCUUAUUCAAGGGGAUGCAUUCAACACUAACAAGAUUUUGCAAAACAGCUACUGAGAACCAUCAAACAGGAACAGAGGCUUUGGACAUGAAGUCUAGUGGAGUUGAUGGAGAAAUAUCUAAGCAGCGUCCUGUGAGCAUUUCCUCAAAGCCACAUCAUCAAAACCAGCACAAGCAAUCUGUUCAUACCAUCCUGAAGAGAAUCAAACCUCAUCCUGUUUCUCCUUACAGAACAGGCCUUGGAAGUAGGGGCAAAGAUAUCAGAAUUACACAUAUGGAAUCGGAUGGGAAUCCUGAACCACAUCCACCAGGUCUCCCAGUUACACAAGAUGUGGUCGAACAUUGUCCCCCUAGCAGUAUCACCUCAACGCCAGAGAAACACCAUAAGGCUUCUUUGGUCCUCUGUAGCUCUUUGCAAGACAGGACUGACUUUGAAAUACUCACAGAACAGCAGACAUCCAGCUUGACAUUCAACUUAGCAAGAGACUCCCAAAUGGGGGAAAUAUUUAAGUGCCUCCUACAAGGAUCAGACCUACUAGAUGGCAGUGUCACAGCUGGUGAUUCCACCAGCUGGUCCAUCAGCACCCCAAGGAGGGAUGCUCUUCCAGGGGAAAGCCUCAUCAGUUUCACUACUCCAACUAAAUUCGGUUCCCCAGCAAAAUUUGUUUCUCCAUCUAAACUUUCUUCUCCUUCCAGACUUAUCACAACAUGGUCUAGCAUUUUGCCGCACAAGAUUACCUCUCCGCAGUCCAGAGUUCCAGUCCCGCUUACGCCAGCUCUGUUCGACGAGAGUUGCCUAUUAGAAUUGCCAACAGACAGCAGAGCCAUGUCACAGCCCAGCUUGGUCUCACAGAGACCGUACUCCAUUCUUGCUGAAGAUCUGGCUGUUUCACUCACUAUUCCCUCACCCCUCAAGUCCGACAGCCAUCUUAGUUUCCUCCAACCCCAAGACAUGGAAUUGAUGUCCACUCCGGAGAGCGUCAUCAGUGCUCACUUAAGUGAGGAUGCCUUGCUGGAUGGGGACGAUGCCAUAGAACAGGACAUUCACCUCGCCCUUGAUACGGACAACUCCAGCUGUGCAUCCACCAGCAGUAUGACCUUGGAGUCCACUGCUCCAGCGCCCUUCCAGUUCAAGUCCCACUUGCCCAUGCAAGCAGUAGUGAUGGAGAGGUCAAAUGACCAUUUUAUAGUGAAGAUCUGCCCAGCAGCCACCAGCGCAGAUUCUACUCUUAUUGCCGAUGAAAGCUUCACUCAGACACUGAUAGAAGAAAUUCAGGACCAUGCAGAAAAGGAUGUGUCUGCUCUAAGAAGUCCUGCAAAAGCCCCCUCCUCAGUUGAAUCGCCACAGAAAAUAGCAAAUUCCUCUGAGACUAUUACUUCAUCUUUGAAGGACAGUCUUCAAAACCUCACUGAAAGUACUGAAAUGACACAAACCAGUGGAGUGUUGCCAUCACCCUUGUUUGACUCAAGAGAAGAAAUGGAGAUGUCAUCCUUGUCUGAAAGGAGUCUGGCCAUUGUUGAGGAUGUGAGCAGCAAACCUGCGAUGGAGGGAAAGGAUUCUAGGAUGAGUAGAAAACGAAAGAAGCGGCAAAAGAAAGUUCUGGUUAAACGGGCCAAACAGGAAGAUGAAAGCAGCAAGGAAAAAGUCUCAAAAAGCCCAAAAGAUGGCUCAAAGAAAAAGAAGAGAAAAAACAAAUCUUUGCUGUUGUCCCCCAACAGCCUGUCAGCUAAAAACGUCAUCAGGAAAAAGGGCGAGGUGGUGAUGUCCUGGACAAGAGAUGAAGAUCGAGCUAUUCUUCUUUGCCUUAAAACAAAGGGUGCCUCACGAGAGACUUUCUCUGCAUUGUCAGAAAAGCUCAACAAGUCAUCGGCUCAGAUUGCAGACAGAUUUGCCCAGCUAAUGAAGCUUUUUAAGAAGCAGGACAAGAUGGAGAACUGACUGAGAACUCUGUGUGUGUGGGCACUUUGUUCCUCAUAUUCUUCAUGUAUCGAGUUGUUUACACACAGACUAUCAAUAGUCUGUGGGAUACAAUUGGGCGAAGAUCUGGAUGUGGUGUGAGCGACUGCAUUAAAACCAAGGUCUGGCUGAUGCAAACAGCCAGUCAGCCAUCAACAUCCACUUGUACUUCAUGCAUCUUCUUGCAAAACAGUACCGAAAACGGGAUGAUUCUUUUGCAUUCAUAUAAAUAAAUACAAGUUGACCAACUCAACGGUUGAUAAAAGUCACAAAUGCCUAGCAAUCCAACGCUUACCGAUAUUGAUUUAUUUUUGAUCCCAGUUAUUUUGACCAUAUUUAUGUGUGUAUUAAGCAUUCCUCAUAAUUAUCUUAAAUGGGGAGAAUGUGUAUUUGUCCUUUAUUCAAAAUACUAAGUGUUUUGUUUUUAUCUGGGGUUCCUCACCCACCCACCCACCCUUUCCAAAAUAUAUUGAUGUGAACAGCGGAGGCGACAUUUUAGGCCUAUUCAAAAAGUUGUUUUCUAGGAAAUUAAUAACCUUUUGACUUUUUAAGGAGGGGGUGGCUAUUGGGGUGUGGCGUGUCUGCAGGUUGUCAAAAUGUUUACAUGUUAAAUUCAGUGUACAGUACAUUGAUGUCGAUUUGCUGAUAGAAAUUAAAUGGUAGCCUAA